Messenger RNA from Homalodisca vitripennis (glassy-winged sharpshooter), 2109 nucleotides. Its product is annotated as putative heat shock 70 kDa protein 7. Gene Ontology annotation, biological process: protein refolding; cellular response to unfolded protein. Lineage: Eukaryota; Metazoa; Arthropoda; Insecta; Hemiptera; Cicadellidae. Gene Ontology annotation, molecular function: misfolded protein binding; heat shock protein binding; ATP-dependent protein folding chaperone. The record is from RefSeq and is a predicted model, not a curated record. The transcript is spliced from 8 exons. Gene Ontology annotation, cellular component: cytoplasm. Bases 169 to 1926 code for a protein of 585 amino acids.
AUCCAGCACCUACAGGCAUAUGCCUGAAUCGAACUGCUGUUUCUACAAUACACGUUAGUAACUAUUGUGUUCUGUUCGAAGUGGCAGGCAUACCGACGGCAUGGCCGGGUGGUCUGGUUUCCGUUGUUUAAGAUUCUAUAAGAAAUAGUUUAAAUAGAAGAAGCAGAUAUGUUUGGAAUCGAUCUUGGAACCUCGUGCAUCAGGUUGGCUCAGUACGAAAGAGCCGGUAUCAGCUCGGUGGAUAUCACACGUCCUGAUGGCGAAGGGGGUGACGAAGAGGAUGACGCCAUAGUGAAAGUCAGGGGAGAUGCUGUGUUCAUUGGAGAUAAUAUACGUUGUCCAGUGUUCUCAGCUGACAAUACACUUGAAUGUGGAGCCUUAUGCCUAAUAGGACGUAGAUACAACGACUCUGUAAGGGCUGCCUCCGAACACUGGCCAUUUCCAGUGAUAAACGUGAAUGGAAAACCCCACAUACGGUGUAUGGUGAACGGACAGCCUGUAGACGUCAAGCCUCAAACGGUACUGACCGGAAUCUUCAGGCAGGUUAAAAGGGCUGCCGCGAAAAUAAGAAAACAGAGGCCACAAUUUGUAAUCGCUAUCCCAGGAACCUACACCUAUGCUCAUAAACGAGAGAUACUCAGCGCAGCCAACGAUGCCAAUAUGACCGUCGAGUGCCUAGUGAGCCACACCACUGCAGGGGCCGUAAAUAGAGUUUCAGAGCAUUCAUCUCUAAGUGAGCUUUCGGAAACGUGUAUUUUCAUUGACCUGGGAGCAGGAUCCCUCACUAUAUCUGCAAUCAGAACGGAGAAAGGCCACAUAAAAAUAUUGUCGACUGUAGGAGAGAGCCACUGGGGAGGAAGUGAUAUCACUAAAUCUCUUAUCUCUUAUUGUUGCGAGUUUUAUAAAAGAACGACGAAUAGAGAUUUGAGCGAGAAAAACGUACAGAUGUUAGUAACAGAGUGUGAACGAGCUAAGCUUACUUUAAAUGCUACAAGAGAUAGUAGUGUCGACAUCACGUUACCUCCUCCAUUGAAAACGUGCAGGCUCACGUGGAGUACGAUUACAGAGAGGAAUAGUGACCGGUUAAGAAAUGUAUCUAACCUUUUGACUAGGUGCAUGGAGGAGGCGAAUAUCGACCCGAAUAAGGGACCUGAACUCAGAGUUGUCCUGAUUGGCGGAUCUACCCGGCUACGAGGCAUUGAAGAUAUCGUUUACAAGGUUAUCACCCGAAAUCAUUCCAUAGAAGAUUUGUCCGACAAAAGAAACAUUGUCGCGUUUGGAGCUGCUAUAAUUUGUAACUAUCUGGUUAAUGCGUUCAGCAGACUGAGGUUUGCUGGUGUUGUAAUAGAAGAGAUAAUUCCAACGCUUGCGGUGCGGAGUCGUAACGGAGAAAUGUCCGCGAUGAUCGCCUCGCGAUCCGUACCCAUUUUAUCGGAAAAUGCGUUGAGCGCGACUCGCAUCUUCAACAUUGGAGGAAGCGAAGCUUGUGACGUUUAUGUAAAAGUGUACGAGCUUGAGAGAUCGUAUGCGAACAGGUACGUUAAUGUCGGAAUGACUCUACUUUCCGUACCCGAGUGUCAUAAUGAUCGCGCCAUUAUAGUUUCGUUCCAAAUUAACAAAAAUACAUUUACUGUCAACGCGAUUGAAAUUGAGUCGAACGAGAGUAAUGAAAGUGAUAUUUUAGAGAGUGAAGGAUUAAGCGAAGAAUCGCAAGCUUCGGAUGUACAAGAGCUGAUACCCAUCAAUGCAGAACUAUGUAUCCAGUCCAUUCCACGCAGAACGGUUCAAGGGUAUAAAGUACCUGAAACCCGAAGCGCAGAUAGUAGCCCGGAACCUCCUCAGGCAGUGCCUCGUCAUGUUCCUAAAAAGAGUAGCAAAAAUCGAGCAUCACAUAGUAGUGCGAUGGGAGGAAAGUUCACAGAGUAAGUCACAAUUACUUUCCCUAUUUCAAGAAAAAAGUGCAGAAAGAAGUUCGGAACCUCGUGAAGCAGUGACUCGUAAUAUUCCUAAAAAGACAAGCAGGAAACAAGUAGCGGGUAGCAGUACGAUGGGGGAAAGUUCACGCAGUACUGUUCAACAACCACUUCCCUUUCCUGAAGAACAAAGAGC